This is a messenger RNA of Eleginops maclovinus (Patagonian blennie), 2304 nucleotides long. RefSeq names its product interferon regulatory factor 2 binding protein 2a (gene irf2bp2a). Lineage: Eukaryota; Metazoa; Chordata; Actinopteri; Perciformes; Eleginopidae. The coding region runs from base 349 to 1902 and encodes 517 amino acids. Gene Ontology annotation, biological process: regulation of transcription by RNA polymerase II. Gene Ontology annotation, cellular component: nucleus. The transcript has 2 exons. The record is from RefSeq and is a predicted model, not a curated record. Gene Ontology annotation, molecular function: transcription corepressor activity.
GGAGAGGAAGGAGGGGGGGGGGGGUCUGUCGAAGAAAUCAAGUCAAUAGAAACUGAAGUGGAAGCAGGCGUUUAGAGCUCCGUGGUGACGUCACUGCUCCACAUUGAGCCAGUAGUAGAGAGUCAGUGGAGAUAGAUAGAGGAGCGCCGUAGUAAAGUACACACCGACAUGAACUUCUCCCUCUAAAACUUCAACGUUGCUGCUCUAUACGUCGGGAGAAGACGAGUUUGUGUGUUUUUUUCGACAACUGGAACGUGCUCUUUAUUGGCUUUUUAAAGGGAGCUCGGAGGAAAGCAGGAGAAGAAGACAUAUUUUGGGUUUCUUUUCGGGGGGUUGACGACGAGCGCUAUGUCGUCCGCGGCGGUCGCUGCUUCUUCCAGGAGGCAGUCGUGUUAUUUAUGCGACUUGCCCCGCAUGCCGUGGGCCAUGAUCUGGGAUUUUACCGAGCCCGUCUGCAGGGGAUGUGUCAACUACGAAGGAGCAGACCGCAUUGAGUUUGUCAUCGAGACUGCCCGCCAGCUCAAGAGGGCUCACGGGUUUCAGGAGGGCAGGUCUCCCGGGCCAGGGAAGUCGCAGCUUUCCGGGAAAGAGAUCCAGUCUAUAAACCACGCUUCUGCCGGAGACCCCGGCUCCCGGCCGCCACAGCCACUGGACCGCUACCCGCUGUCCUCUGACCGCCCGCCCAGGCUGGGUCCAGAAUAUCAGUCUGGAAGGCAGGCAAACGGCAUUCCCGUCCCCAAUGGAUUUCCUAAGCCUGACGAGCCGCCGGAGCUGAACCGCCAGAGCCCCAACCCGCGCAGGAAUAGCGCGGUCCCCCCGAAUCUAGUGCCUUUGGCUAACGGGAACAUGCCCCCGGUGCACACCGUCAACGGUAGACCGGGCCAGAUGGGGCUUCCCUCCGCACUGGCGGGCGGUAGUCCCGCCGACAUGGGCAAGAGACCUGCCUCGGUUUCCAGCACCGAGCACGACAGAGAGGGCAAGGAGAAGCACAGACCGGACAGUCUCACGCCGGAGCUCUCCGAGAGCCACAAAAGCAGAGCAGACCCGGAGUGGAUAGGCAAGGGCAAAACGGUGAGGGACCUGAUGGCUCUGCACACCUUCGACAGCAGGUUCAAGAAGGACCAUGCGGCCAUGCAACAAAGGGUUAUGAGCUAUGAAGCCAGCGCCACUGUUUCCAAAUCAGACAGAGGAAAACACCCCCGGAGCAUGAAGAGAAAAGCCUCGCCUGAACCAGACGGAGAGGGAACAGCAGCCAAGCUCAAUGGAGAAGGACAGCAGUGGUUACCACCACCUACUGACGGACUGAAAAUGCCUCCAGUUCCCCCGCCAAGCUUUGCCUCUCCCCCCUCCACAAUAUCCCCCCACUCCCGCACCACCCCACCUGAGGCUGCCCAGAACGGCCAGUCCCCUAUGGCUGCUCUCAUCAUGGCGGCAGACAAUGCAGGUGGGAACAGCUCCCCCAAGGACGCCAACCAAGUCCACUCCACCACCCGGAGGAACAGCAGCAGUCCCCUCUCACCGUCCUCCAUGAAUCAGAGGAGGCUGGCACAAAGAGAUGCAUCCGGUGCAGGUACACCCCACGUGCCAGGCAUGGACCAAGUGCACCCCCAAAGCAUUCCGGACUCCUCGGUACCCGGCAGCAUACCCCUGUGCUGCACGCUGUGCCACGAGCGUUUGGAGGACACACACUUUGUUCAGUGCCCGUCUGUGCCCUCUCACAAGUUCUGCUUCCCAUGCUCGAGGGAAAGCAUAAAGCAGCAAGGUGCCACGGGUGAAGUGUACUGUCCAAGUGGAGAGAAAUGUCCCCUUGUUGGCUCAAACGUACCAUGGGCUUUCAUGCAAGGAGAAAUCGCCACCAUCCUUGCAGGAGACGUCAAAGUAAAAAAGGAGAGGGACCCUUGAUUUUGUUUGAACACUUCUUUGGGGAAGGGGAAGCAAAAAUAUGAGUAUAAAUAUAUAAAUAUCACAUACAUACCAUUCAAACAAACUAACGGACUUGUACAUAUUGGACCCAAGGGAAGAGUAUACUUCGUAAACAUGGUUGUAUAAUUUUUGAUUUUUGAAUACAUUGUGUUUCUAUAUUUUUGAAGAUAAAGGUAUGUACUCAUUAUAAUGGACUACGUUCCUCUUUGUUGAUGUUUAACAAAAUUCUUGAUGUACUUCUAGGUCUGGUGGCAGUUCCUGUUUAACGUAGAAUGUGACUAAUGCUACUCUACGAGCACUUGGCAAAACUGAAAUGCUUUUAGCUGUACUUGUAUGCACUUGUUUAAAAAUUGCCAAAUACAAUUUCUGAUCUUGUAUGAA